This is a messenger RNA of Puccinia triticina, 876 nucleotides long. RefSeq lists its product as uncharacterized. Bases 1 to 876 code for a protein of 291 amino acids. Lineage: Eukaryota; Fungi; Basidiomycota; Pucciniomycetes; Pucciniales; Pucciniaceae. The transcript is spliced from 3 exons. The record is from RefSeq and is a predicted model, not a curated record.
AUGGUCGACUCAGCCAGCGACACUUCAGUCUCAGACGAGCUGCGGGAGCAUCAGCGGAUUUGGGCCCAAGGAGACUUGGUUAGCAAGGGGUUUAGAAGACUGGCCGAAAAAUAUGGACGAGGUGGAGAUCCUGAUCGCACAACUAUCGAACACACUCUAUCAACCCGCUCCGUCGAGGAAUCCUUGCCAGAAAUCAACCCCGAGUAUACAUUUGAUCCGUGGAAGUGGUGGAAUGUUGAGAGCACACUUGACGCGAUCGACUUGACGAUUCAAUGCAUAACAGGGUCUGAAUUGGAUGUUGCCCAACUGGAUUGGCCAUCAUAUCUAGACGAUGUCGACCACGUUCUGCACAAAGUUGUUACAGUGAUUAAUCAAUGCACCCAUGAAGUUCCCAGGAAGACGUUUGUCCAGGAACCAGUCUUCCACCUCGCUAAACUAGGAAUAGGGCUCAUAAAGAUAGCAAAGCUAUUUUUUAAGAAGUUAUCAAUUGACAGGAGCCUUAAUGCGAGGCGGAUUCCAUUGCGACUUCCGUUAUUCACCGAAAUGUGUUCCAAACGAAUCGAAUCUUUGGCACAAUCUCUUCCACUAGUCACCGCCGAUAUCUUGCAACUAGGAAACCUUUUCGAAACCGUCUAUGACGCUCACGAAAACAGGUCGGGCAGAGACUUUGUGAAAGUGGCCACGAGUCUCAAAUCUCGAUUUCAAGCUCCUUUGGUCGUUCUAUUGCAUUAUCUUAUUCCUUCUAUCUCAGAUACCUAUGGUUCAUCAACUCAAGACUACUACAAGAACUGGUUUGUGACUUGGAAUACUCAGUUCAUUCUAACCACCGAGAACUUCAUUAGUGCUGCGAAAUCACUUGACAAUAACCCUCCAUAG